Podospora pseudopauciseta is the source of this 2402-nucleotide messenger RNA. RefSeq lists its product as uncharacterized. Lineage: Eukaryota; Fungi; Ascomycota; Sordariomycetes; Sordariales; Podosporaceae. Bases 1131 to 2066 code for a protein of 311 amino acids. The record is from RefSeq and is a predicted model, not a curated record. The transcript is spliced from 2 exons.
UGUUGACACGAGGGCUCGCAGAGGGCAUCCUCGUAGCUGUGGUAGUUUAUGGUAGCGGCCGCAGUUGGCGUCAAGCAGAGGUUUUCGCUGUCAUUUCCGGUGUUGCAGGUAUGGGCUGCAGCAUCAGAGCGCGAGCAGCCUAGACAUUUCUGUUUCUGACGGAUGUUUGUGCAAGCACUGAAAAAAGACCCGAAUUCAGGCGGGCUCCCCUCCUCCCCGUUGGUGGCCUCGACCCUGGAUUCGCACCAUGCCCCGCUAUGGAUCAGCACUCAGCGCUCAGCGCCUCUCGCCGGAUCUUGUUCAUCCAGAUUGCAGAUUGCGUCGUCGUCGUCAGCAAGGAAUUUACCCUCCAAGAAGAGCCAGGGUUCCAGAUUCUCCAGGAUUCUCCAGAGGAGAAAGCAGCAUUUUAUUCGAGCAGUUAAAGGGCUUUGUCAGGCCAUCAGCCUUCCUUCUUUCCGACGCAGCUGCAUAUAAAGCGGAGCCAUCGGACACAUCGGCCCCAGCAAUCGGUCGUGCAGCACUGCAGCAGGUCUUGCGCCCGCCGACUCGACGCCAAUCGACGGGUUCGACACCGCAAAUCCAUCUGAUCAGGGCACCCCCCUUUUGGCGACCCCCGGUCCUGGCUCCAGCGACUUGGCACACAUACAAUAUCACCCAUAGCCUCCCCCCACCCUUUCUCUUCUCCAACAUAUAUUCCCCAUCCUCUCGGCCUUGUCCGUCUGUCCGACCUCCCAGCUCGUUCGUCUUGCACCCAAACGACUUCCUCGCAGAAAAACAACCCUUGUGUUUGGUUCCGUUGCGCUUCGGCCCGGCCCCCUUACGUGCUACUCGAAACCUCGUGUUCACAGCCACCAAACAACCAAGCAUCACGACGCACAUAUCGCAUAUAGGUCUCGCUUCGAUAUUUUUUACGACGAUCCUGUCCAGGGGAAGAAGAAAAACGAUCAAGCCACUUCUGGUUCUGAGGUCAGAUAUGAGCAGCUUGCCAGCCUGCUCUACUAAGCUGUUGUUGUUGUUGUUGCCCGUAGGAAGCACUGGCAACCGACACGUUCGAUUUCUGGGACCGUGAAUCACGCUUCGCAAAACAACACCUCCAGAACCACCAUAACUACCAUACAAUAUCCAAAGCAAUGGCUACCUACUCCCCCGAAUACUCGGAUGACGAGUACGAUUUCGACGAGGAGUACUUUGCGCAAACCUACAAGCCGCUCUCCAACCUCCCGACCCCUCCACCCUCGUCACGCGACUCCUUGAUCGCUCACAGCCCGAGGUCUCUUUUUGAAGAUGGAGGACUUGCUGAUUCUGUCCUUUUCGGCCCCGCCGUCCACUUGGUAAACCUUGUGCCUCCAACGGCUUCUCUGGCUGUGCCGUCAGUCGCCCUUGUUCAUGAGAUUCUAGUCCGGGCUGAUCUGCCAAUGGACACCAUCGGCCUUGCAGUUUGCAUUUUGGAUUCGCUCAGCUCCAAGUUUUCGCUCAAUUGGAGGUUGCUCUGCCCGCUGGCACAGAGAGAGGCGCUCUCUGAGCUUCCCAAGCGGCACACGCUCCCGGUCAGUCCGGUGGGGAUGGCCCAGCUACACAUCGACUGUGUUGGUCCGGAGAUUAUCGUUCUGACCGCAUUGAUCAUUGCCGUCAAGUUUCUGGAGGAUUGCCAGGAGCCCACACAAUACUACGCAUCAGCAUGGGGGAAGAACCAGUGGACUUGCGACCAAAUCAAUGUCACCGAAAGGUGCAUCAUGGAAAGCCUGGGCUACCGGAUUCUCCCCUUGUGGGACCCCGUGUUGAUUGGGAGUGUGGUUAAAGACAUGGAGCGUGCUGGAAGGCAGGCGCUCUACCCUCCACAGCCCAGAAAAAUCGACAAGCACCAGCGCUCCCAGAGCGAGGCCGUAACAGGCCUCGGUCUUCCCUUCACGCCGGCAGAAACGCCAGUGUUAGAGAACGGCCCCGCUGUUGUUGUCCCUUUGGUGGAUGGAGGGAAAAUGCACGUCACAUUUGGCGGUGAAGGCGCGCCCGCACCAGACCUGCAUCUGCCACGGGGAAAGCGAAAGACAUUCCCCACGAGCGGGUGAAGGGCUAGGGAAACUUGGCUAUGAUUCAUUGGGUCACUUUUUUGUUUUUGGGAGGGGGUGCCAACACAUUGGUUUUUCUGUCAAGCAUAGCACAGCGGGUUUUGCAUAACACCUCCAUCCAACAACACAUCCAACAGCAUUGCGAGAACGGCGGAUAUUGGACACAACAAUGGGCCGGGCAUAUCACAUUUACCAACCAACUUUUUACUGGCGCUUCGGAUUACUCUUUUCGGCGUUUUUGAUAUUAUUUUUUAUUGUCAAGCGGUUCGGGCGCAGCAAAACUUCAUUCUACGAUACCACGACUGAAUUGAAGAACUUUGUUUACGGGGGGGGAGG